Messenger RNA from Pocillopora meandrina, 340 nucleotides. Lineage: Eukaryota; Metazoa; Cnidaria; Anthozoa; Scleractinia; Pocilloporidae. The record is from the annotation of a GenBank genome assembly.
AUGUUAGGGCUUCAUAAACUGAUUUCAAGUGCCACCAUUUUAAAAAUUUACAAAGCUUUUAUCCUACCGCAUUUUCAACACUACUCUACAGUUUGGCGUUAUUGUGGUGCACGUAAUGCAGAAAACUUAACCUCAAUUCGUUAAGUAGUAAGCAUCUCCAGUGCAUGUUCAUAUUGUUACAUAAGAGCUUGUUUGUAGAAAACUACCCAAAUUAUAUGAAAACCGUGUUUACUCUUCGUUCUGCAAAUUGCAACCUACGUGGUUACCACAUCCUGUCACUUUCUCAGCCGAUAACAACAACGUAUGGUCUACAUUCUACAUUCCCUACCUGCUGGCCUGA